CCAUAGUCACUUGUGCGUAUAUAUAGGAUAUCACAAACUUAAAGUAGUUAAACACAAAGUGACAUAAAAACAGAAAAAAAACAGCCAUCUAAACCUAUCUCUCUGAAAAGCUUCCUCACUGAUAACCGAGCAAACUGAUAGUGGCGAUUGUGUUGUGUUGAUUACCCCGUGGCAGUGUUUACAAAUGAUAAAACCGCUUAUUUACAACAAUUGCAUCGGGGCAGAGGACCACUCGAUGGAAAUAAGCCAACAAGCACACACACUUUGACUAAAGGGUUGACCAGUUCAUACAAACCACUACAUAUCACCGUGGACUUGCUGGAUGGCUCAGGCGAUUCGCAAAGUGACUUUCAUUCACAGUUUGACUUGCGGAGAGAUUGCAUCGCGAUUGCACACAUUAAUCGGAAUAAGUGCAUUUAGUUAACGAAGAAUAGAUUUGAUUUUCGAUUAUUUGCAAAAAUGGCCAGUAUUGAUACGACCAUACUGCCCUUUGAGGAGAAACCGCUGUACAUGCCACCGUUGGACGAAAUUCGAGAUGUCGUGGCCGCUGGACUAACAUCCAACUUUGAAACGGUGAAAGUCGAAGUGGUGGACUGUCCCAACCUGACCGAAGAUCCGUUUCACCUGGCAGGGCAAGGUCUCAACGGAAGUCCCACCUUGAUAGAGUUGGGUGGACCCCCGUACCUGCUGCCCCACGUGGACUACACCAAGUUGUACGAUUUGGUUUCGAUUUCGCAGAAAGCGCUGAACAGUACCAAGAAGGAGUUCCUCGCGAUCGGUGCCGGAGCUGGCCCAUAUCCGUACGUUGACUCGAACUGCGAGGGAAUGUACAACCUGAAGGUGGCCGCCAACGGGCACGUGCUAAGCGAAAGUCACCUUGCCCAGAUAACGCCGGACCGUAAGCGAGUGCUGCUGAAGAAGAUUCCGAACACGGAAACGCGUUGCGCCCUGCUGGGGAACAUCUUCGUCUGUGAAGGUCGCCCAGGCAAGGUGCUGAAGGUCAGCUGCAAGAAACGAACCGGACCGCAGGACUUUAUCGCCGCCAUCCGGACCACGCUGGAGCAGCACUACGGCGAGCGGACCGUCGGCAUGGGCGGGGUGUUCCUGCUGAAGAACGGCAAAGCCAAACAGCACGUGAUGUCACCGUUUUCCGAGACGGCCCUCAACACCGAGGACGAGCUGAACGAGUGGCUCAACUUUUUCGACAUGUCGGCCAAGUUGAUCGCCGUCGGAACGCUCGUGACGAACGAGUGCGACCUGGACCUGCGGUUGCAGCACUUCCAUAGCUUUUCACGGCACGGCGAGGGUGGCCACUACCACAUCGACACCACGCCGGAUGUGGUCGAGUACGAGGGAUACUUUAACGUGGGCGAGCGGAUCGUGCGCGUCGACAAGCCGGCCAAUACGCACAAGAUGGGACGGGAUUGAGGGUUGAUUUAUCGUGUAUUAUUUUGUUCUUUUAAUAAAUGGUUCUAUUAUGAUGGAAGUUGACCCUGAGCUGACAGCGGGUCAAUAGUAAUUAAAUGGA
Culex quinquefasciatus (southern house mosquito) is the source of this 1528-nucleotide messenger RNA. Its product is annotated as ester hydrolase C11orf54 homolog. Gene Ontology annotation, cellular component: nucleus. Gene Ontology annotation, molecular function: zinc ion binding; hydrolase activity, acting on ester bonds. The transcript has 3 exons. The record is from RefSeq and is a predicted model, not a curated record. NCBI's taxonomy places the organism in Eukaryota, Metazoa, Arthropoda, Insecta, Diptera, Culicidae. Bases 460 to 1428 code for a protein of 322 amino acids.